CUGAAAACAGUUCUCCCCCUCCUAUUCUCUCUAGACCCAAAUGGGAAAAUACUCAAAAUUUAGGAAAAAUGGAAGCAUCACCUUUCAAAUCAUCCCUCCAAUAGCAUUACAAAUACCUCAAUCCCUAGCAGUCCCUUUUCAUCAACUCUCCUUCUCCAAGCUCCAAACACAAUCACCAUAAUCAGAAAUGGAGACCAUGGCUCUCUGUGAAGGCAAGAACAAGGAGAACAUCCCUCCUUUCUCUUCAAAGCAAACCCACCCUGUUCCUGGACUCACCCCAUCUUCCACCAAAACUAUCAGGAGAAAAUUUAGGAAGCCUCUUGCUGACAUUACCAACCUCUUCAACUCCUCACCGCAAUCAGCUUCAGCUUCAGCUUCCCACGAUGGCCCUCAACUUCCCCCAUCUGUUGCAGUUUCUGCACCAAGUUCCCGAAAGAGAAAAGCAGCUGGAGAUACUGAUUCGAUGCAAUCUACACUUUUCAAGGCAUUGAGGAGGGACUUCAGAUAGUUCUAACUGUUGAACCAAUCAAUCUCUCCUUUCUUUUCUGAAAUUUCUUCCCCGUGUUUCCUAUAAAUUGUUAUGUGAAAUGGGUUCGAGGAGUUUAUCUCUUGCUCUUCACCCAUAUACAAUUGUACUAAUUUAUUGUAUCGUCCAAGAUUGGAUUCCAUCCAAAAAAUACACAAUUUAUUUGUUUUACUCCA
This is a messenger RNA of Vitis vinifera (wine grape), 702 nucleotides long. RefSeq lists its product as hypothetical. The record is from RefSeq and is a predicted model, not a curated record. The transcript has a single exon. The coding region runs from base 188 to 508 and encodes 106 amino acids. NCBI's taxonomy places the organism in Eukaryota, Viridiplantae, Streptophyta, Magnoliopsida, Vitales, Vitaceae.